This is a messenger RNA of Megalops cyprinoides (Indo-Pacific tarpon), 1136 nucleotides long. It is a transcript of the gene lrrc61, whose product is annotated as leucine rich repeat containing 61. The transcript has 9 exons. Gene Ontology annotation, cellular component: cytoplasm. The record is from RefSeq and is a predicted model, not a curated record. Lineage: Eukaryota; Metazoa; Chordata; Actinopteri; Elopiformes; Megalopidae. Gene Ontology annotation, molecular function: protein binding. Bases 351 to 1136 code for a protein of 261 amino acids. Gene Ontology annotation, biological process: outer dynein arm assembly.
UGAGUACACACAAACGGGACUUCCCGCAGUCUUAUUAAAUUAAAUUAAAUUAUUAAGUAAAUUAUGCCUUAUUCAACAUUCGUUAUUAGCGGGCUAAAUAAUGCACACGACUUUAGUUUUUAUCUAAUUUAGCUAGCGUUAUCUUGACAACCAUGAAGCUAAACUAGCUAGCAACCUUUUUCAUACCUACGAGCAAGUGUCGCUCCGAUUACGAUAUAAUCAGAUAACACGGCUGCAAUAAAGGGCUAGGGAGAAACUGAAGCAUUUUAAUCUACAGUACUACAGAUCUGUUCAACGCCAUUUCCGAGAUAUAAAAAUAUAGGUAGCUACCAGGCUAAAGAUAAAGAAGAAUGGAAUCCAAGAGAGACAAAGGCCAAGAAACAGACGUUGCAAAAAUCACAUCUGAACUGCUGAAGUCCAGAACGGGAGAGUUUGAUCUGGAGUCCAUCCUGUUUCUUAAGCUCAGAGGUCUUGGAAUAUAUGAUCUGGGAUGUAUAGGAGAGUGUGUGAACCUAGAGAGGCUGGACCUUUCUGGGAAUAACAUCACAAACUUAGCGCCUCUGGCUUCUCUGCGGCUUCUUCUUGCGCUCAACUUGUCUUCAAAUCGCAUCACAAAUUUAGAAGCUAUUUGCAGCUGUUACAGUCUACAGAGUCUCAAUGUGGCUGGAAAUCUUAUUAGCAGUAUUGAAAACCUUCAUUGUCUUCAGUCUUUGAGAAACAUGGAGAACAUUCGCCUUAAUGACAACACUUACAACUAUACCAACCCAGUUUGUAAGAACACGUCGUACAGAAGUGUCCUCCUUGAAAUGUUCCCAAGCAUCAAAGUGCUGGAUGGUGAAAGGGUUGUUGGCCGAGGGAGUGAUUUGUAUCAGCUGUGCAAAGACAUCGAUGAUACAAUAAAAGCUGGCAUGUCUAGAAAUGGACAGAUGCUGGAGGUGCCUGAAUGUAAGCCGUGGGUUGAAGAUGGCUUCUGGGAUAUAAAGAGAUCAAACAAUGCUAUCAUUGAAGAAGCCUAUAAACAAUUCAAUGAUGUUCUUCAAGAGUGCAAACUCCUGAAUAAUAGGGCUGCCCAUGCCAUUGCUCAGAGUGAGAGGUUUCUGAGCAGCAAGAGCCAGCCAAAGCAGUACUCUGUCUGA